This is a messenger RNA of Camellia sinensis, 441 nucleotides long. NCBI's taxonomy places the organism in Eukaryota, Viridiplantae, Streptophyta, Magnoliopsida, Ericales, Theaceae. The record is from RefSeq and is a predicted model, not a curated record.
AUGGAGAGAUACAUCUGGUCAUAAAGCAAACCAAGACACAACAAAGGAUGUUAUGGAAGCUGAAAAUUCGAAGCUAAGGUCCAAAGUUUCUUAUGUUCAGCAUGCUCCGAAUAACUUGACAAACACAUCUAAUCAGGCCACAACAACUUCUACUCCUCUCGACAUGGCAGCUCGACAUCAAGCAUGGUCUUUGUCAUCGAUACAAGAUACUUCUCUUACUCAGGUGGGAGAUAUAGUUGUUCUAAAAAGUGUCAUUAGGCCAACAGAAACAGUUGCAAUCGGAGUACUUAAAAGCACAUACGCAUCUAAAGAAGUAGAAGGAAAGAGUUGGGACCUGACUAUUGGGAGGUACAUGUUCAAGUGCCAAUCAAACUUAAUGAGAGCUUGAUCCGAUCAUAUGGACUUGUCAAAACAGUUGGAGAAGCUAUUGGAGAUCAUGUU